GACAGGCAUCCACACAUUGCGACCGCAAACCUCCUCAAAGCUCUCAACAAGGCUCUGAUAUGGAGCCAGCCACAGCAGACUAUGUUGUUGUAGGUGGAGGUCUCACAGGCUGCGUCAUUGCUUCCAGUCUCGCGCGUAGCGCUUCAUCGCCAUCGGUUAUUUUGCUUGAAGCCGGCCCUGAUCCCUCCGGUGAGCCUGGGACGGACACCAUUCUGGCUGGCCUUGGGCUCCUGGGUGGGAAACUGGACUAUGCGUACCGCAGUGAGCCAGUUACACAGACCGCCGGCCGUGUCCACACUUUACCUGCAGGAAGAGCCCUCGGAGGUGGAUCAAUUCUGAAUUUUGGGGGUUGGCUCCAAGGCGAUGCCCACGACUAUGAUCACUGGGGUGAAGCAGUUGGCGACGAGCGAUGGAGCUACCGAGGAAUGAAGCCUUGGCUUGACAAGGUAGAACAGCGCUUUGGGGCCGCUUCGAUCUCUUCAGACCCACGAAGAAAGUAUCCAUUGCGCAACACCGUCGAAAAUGCCUGGAAGGAGCUGGGCGUUCAGCGCACAGAUGGCGAAAUCGGUUCUAUGACUGGCCUCGCGGAGUUGAAGGAGAACUCGCGGGAUGGGCUUCGCCAGCCUUCGUAUGCCGCCUACCCGCUGAAAAGCGUCACCGUUUUCACCGAUGUGACAGUCCGCCGAGUGACCUUCAUUGGCAAGAAGGCCACUGGUGUAGAGCUGGGGGACAGUAGGAUCGUGAAAGCGUCGAAGGAGGUCAUCAUUUGCGCCGGAGCAUAUCGCACUCCACAAAUUCUGAUGCUAUCUGGCAUCGGAGCUCCAGAGAUUAUCUCCACCCACAGUAUUCCACUGGUCCAUGCCGCGCCAGGGGUUGGAAAUAACCUCUUCGACCACUUUGCGAUAUACAUGGCAUUCCGCCUGAGCGAUCCAUCUCAGAGUCUCGCACUCGGAAGCCCUGGGUGGACGCAUCCGUCGCUGUUCAAAGGGCUGCCAUACGACUGGGUCGCCAGCGAACGCGUGCCGGAGGAGUGGCUCGAGAAGCAUACGGAACACUCAGAGUUGCGGACACGGAACUUGUUCGAAGUGCUCGUGGUUUACGUUACUCCUGGGAUUCCGGGAAUUCCUGUUGACGGGACUCAUAUCGCAACAUCCACGAUGCUCCUGCUUCCAACUUCGCGAGGAACCGUGUCGCUCAGCUCGUCUUCACCGAAUGAUCCACCCAAGAUUCAACCAAAUUAUCUCUCCACCGAACUCGAUCGCGAGGUACUUAUGUACGCUGCUCGUCGCACGCUCACAGUGAUGCUUGGAACGGAGUCCAUGAAGCAAUGCAUCGAAAGCGAGACCCCUCCCGUUGGACCGGAGCUGGAAGGCUUGACCCCCCUCACGACUUAUGUCGCUGAUGAGGUGUUGUGGGAGCGAAUUGAACGCUCGGGAAUGCAGCAUCAUCACUCGGGCGGCACAGCGGCCAUGGGAACUGUAGUGGACGCAGAGGGUCGCGUGGUCGGCGUGGAGGGGUUACGGAUCGCCGACGCAAGUGUGUUGCCAGUUCCGCUUGGUGGGCAUCCUCAAGUGACAUUGUACGCUAUGGCUGAGCAGAUCGCGAGCUGUAUUAUAGGUUAAGGUGCUAUGUAUUUAGGACGGCGGAUAUCGUGUCGAUAUCCAGAGUGGCCCAAACUUUACAGGGGGGCGAUACCCAGUGUCGAUUUACGUCUGCACGCAGAACAGAGGGUCGAUAUCCAUCGUGCGCAGGGCAGAAGGCCGAUAUACAGUGUCGAUAUCUACCUACGCGCAGAGUAGA
Messenger RNA from Lindgomyces ingoldianus, 1800 nucleotides. Its product is annotated as choline dehydrogenase. Gene Ontology annotation, molecular function: oxidoreductase activity, acting on CH-OH group of donors; flavin adenine dinucleotide binding. The record is from RefSeq and is a predicted model, not a curated record. The coding region runs from base 60 to 1622 and encodes 520 amino acids. The transcript has a single exon. Lineage: Eukaryota; Fungi; Ascomycota; Dothideomycetes; Pleosporales; Lindgomycetaceae.